CUCCGGUAUACCAGCAUGCCGGCCACGGCACACCGGCCGAAACUCACUGCCGUGUUUGACAAUGCAGUAGGUUAUGAGAAGACCGACGAUGUGUCAGAGAAGACUUCCCUGGCGGACCAGGAGGAAACUCGGACUAUAUUCAUCAACCAGCCGCAGCUGACCAAGUUCUGCAAUAACCAUGUCAGCACUGCAAAAUACAACAUAAUCACAUUCCUCCCACGAUUUCUCUACUCUCAGUUCCGAAGAGCCGCCAAUUCCUUUUUUCUCUUCAUUGCUCUGCUUCAGCAAAUACCUGAUGUAUCACCAACAGGUCGCUAUACAACACUGGUUCCUCUCUUAUUUAUUUUAGCUGUGGCAGCUAUCAAAGAGAUAAUAGAAGAUAUUAAGCGACAUAAAGCUGAUAAUGCCGUGAACAAGAAACAGACACAAGUGUUGAGAAAUGGUGCUUGGGAAAUUGUACACUGGGAAAAGGUGGCAGUAGGGGAAAUAGUGAAAGUGACCAAUGGGGAGCAUCUCCCAGCAGAUCUCAUCAGCCUGUCCUCCAGUGAGCCCCAGGCCAUGUGCUACAUUGAAACAUCCAACUUAGAUGGUGAAACAAACCUCAAAAUUAGACAGGGCUUACCAGUAACAUCAGAUAUAAAAGACAUUGACAGUUUGAUGAGAAUUUCUGGCAGAGUCGAAUGUGAAAGUCCAAACAGACAUCUCUACGAUUUUGUUGGAAACAUAAGGCUUGAUGAACAUGGCACUGUGCCCCUGGGAGCGGAUCAGAUUCUUCUUCGAGGCGCUCAGCUGAGAAAUACACAGUGGGUCCACGGAAUAGUCGUCUACACUGGACAUGACACCAAGCUCAUGCAGAAUUCAACAAGCCCACCACUUAAACUCUCAAAUGUGGAACGAAUUACAAAUGUGCAAAUUUUGAUUUUAUUUUGUAUCUUAAUUGCCAUGUCCCUUAUCUGUUCGGUGGGCUCAGCCAUUUGGAAUCGAAGGCAUUCUGGAAAGGACUGGUAUCUGAAUCUGAAUUAUGGUGGCGCUAAUAAUUUCGGGCUGAAUUUUUUGACCUUCAUCAUCCUUUUCAACAAUCUCAUUCCUAUCAGCUUGUUGGUUACAUUAGAAGUGGUGAAAUUUACUCAGGCAUACUUCAUAAAUUGGGAUCUGGACAUGCACUAUGAACCCACAGACACUGCUGCUAUGGCUCGAACAUCUAAUCUGAAUGAGGAACUUGGCCAGGUAAAGUACAUAUUUUCAGACAAAACCGGUACUCUGACAUGCAAUGUAAUGCAGUUUAAGAAGUGCACCAUAGCUGGAGUUGCUUAUGGGCAGAGUGCUCAGUGUGGAGACGGAAGUACAUUUAGUGAUUUGUCGUUGCUGGAAAAUCUCCAAAAUAAUCAUCCAACCGCACCUGUAAUAUGUGAAUUUCUCACCAUGAUGGCAGUCUGUCACACUGCAGUACCAGAGCGAGAAGGCGACAAGAUUAUUUAUCAAGCAGCAUCUCCAGAUGAGGGAGCCUUGGUCAGAGCAGCCAAGCAACUGAAUUUUGUUUUCACUGGAAGAACACCUGACUCAGUGAUUAUAGAUUCACUGGGGCAAGAAGAACGAUACGAAUUGCUCAACGUCCUGGAGUUCACCAGCACCAGAAAAAGAAUGUCUGUGAUUGUUCGCACUCCAUCCGGGAAGUUACGACUGUACUGCAAAGGAGCUGACACCGUCAUUUAUGACCGACUGGCAGAGACUUCAAAAUACAAAGAAAUUACCCUAAAACAUUUAGAGCAGUUUGCGACAGAAGGGUUAAGAACUUUGUGCUUUGCGGUGGCUGAGAUUUCGGAGAGCGACUUCCAGGAGUGGCGCGCGGUCUACCAGCGCGCGGCCACCUCUGUGCAGAACAGGCUGCUCAAGCUCGAGGAGACUUACGAGCUAAUCGAAAAGAAUCUGCAGCUACUGGGAGCUACAGCCAUUGAGGAUAAAUUGCAAGACCAAGUGCCUGAAACCAUAGAAAUGCUCAUGAAAGCAGACAUCAAAAUCUGGAUUCUUACAGGGGACAAGCAAGAAACUGCCAUUAACAUUGGACACUCCUGCAAACUUCUAAGGAAGAACAUGGGAAUGAUUGUUAUCAACGAAGGCUCUCUUGAUGGAACAAGGGAAACUCUGAGUCGUCACUGCAGCACCCUUGGGGAUGCUCUUCGGAAAGAGAAUGACUUUGCUCUUAUAAUUGAUGGGAAUACCCUCAAGUAUGCCUUAACUUUCGGAAUCCGGCAUUAUUUCCUGGACCUGGCUUUGUCGUGCAAAGCUGUUAUUUGCUGCAGGGUUUCUCCUCUUCAAAAAUCUGAAGUCGUUGAGAUGGUUAAGAAACAAGUGAAAGUCAUAACACUCGCGAUCGGUGAUGGAGCGAAUGACGUCAGCAUGAUCCAGACGGCGCACGUCGGCGUCGGAAUAAGCGGAAACGAAGGCCUGCAGGCAGCCAAUUCUUCUGACUACUCCAUAGCACAGUUCAAGUAUUUGAAGAAUUUAUUGAUGGUUCAUGGUGCCUGGAACUACAACAGAGUCUCCAAGUGCAUUUUGUACUGCUUCUACAAGAAUAUCGUCCUCUAUAUCAUCGAGAUCUGGUUUGCCUUUGUUAAUGGCUUUUCUGGACAGAUCCUCUUUGAGAGAUGGUGUAUAGGUCUUUAUAAUGUGAUGUUUACAGCGAUGCCUCCCUUAACCCUCGGAAUAUUUGAGAGAUCCUGCAGGAAAGAGAAUAUGUUGAAGUACCCUGAGUUAUACAAAACGUCUCAGAGCGCCCUGGAUUUCAACACCAAGGUUUUCUGGGUUCAUUGUUUAAAUGGCCUCUUCCACUCAGUUAUUCUGUUUUGGUUUCCACUAAAAGCCCUUCAGUAUGGUACUGUGUUUGGAAAUGGGAAAACCUCCGAUUACCUGCUGUUGGGGAACUUUGUUUACACGUUUGUGGUGAUAACUGUGUGUUUAAAAGCUGGAUUGGAGACAUCAUAUUGGACAUGGUUCAGCCACAUAGCGAUUUGGGGCAGCAUCGCUCUCUGGGUGGUGUUCUUCGGCAUCUACUCGUCUCUGUGGCCCGCGGUUCCGAUGGCCCCUGACAUGUCGGGAGAGGCAGCCAUGCUGUUUAGUUCCGGGGUCUUCUGGGCCGGCCUGUUGUUCAUCCCCGUGGCGUCCCUGCUGCUGGAUGUAGCCUACAAGGUCAUUAAGAGGACUGCUUUUAAAACAUUAGUAGAUGAAGUUCAGGAGCUAGAGGCAAAAUCUCAAGACCCAGGAGCAGUCGUGCUCGGAAAAAGCCUCACAGAGAGGGCACAACUGCUCAAGAACGUCUUUAAGAAGAACCACGUAAACUUGUACCGGUCCGAGUCACUGCAACAAAACCUGCUCCACGGGUAUGCUUUCUCUCAAGAUGAAAAUGGAGUCGUCUCCCAGUCAGAAGUGAUUAGGGCCUAUGACACCACGAAGCAGAGACCUGAUGAAUGGUGAUGGGGGGCUGCCAGGCCGGGCUGGCUCUGCGGGGCUCUGUGGAGGGCUCCCCGUCUUCGCCAGAAUCUGCUGACCAGUUCUAGCCGGGUCCGAGGAGGUGAAAGGUGGAUCUGAGCUCAUGCGUCGACUGACGUUCAGAUUCAUGUAUAUUAUAGACAUAAGCACUGUGCAGUCUACUGUAACACCAUCUCUUUCAGAGUUUUUAAGUAUUUGCUAAGUCUUUGUAAACAGAAAUUGGAAAUGACCUUGUAUCUUGCCAGAGUGCUUUCUCAAACUGAGAAUAGGUCAGUGUUCUUAAGCCGUUACUGUGCGGCUGUAACUAUCGAUUUAUUGGAGAUACCACAGGUGACUGACCAUUAAAAAAAGUUUUAAAUGGUAAUAAGUAAAAGGGGCUCUUGAUAUCCAGACUGAUUUUAGAAUAUUCUUGGGGGGAGGAAAAAAGCAUUCUUAAGGAACUGACUCACCUUACUGAGCAAAAUUUCUAAACAAAACAUUAAUAAGUAUUUGUGUCAAAAACUGUCUCGGUAAGUGUUUGCCAAAGAAGUUUAAUAAAUGUAUCUCUUGUUCAGUAGUCAUUUGCCCAGGAAUUUGAGAGAAAGUUUACCUCCAGUUCUGCUGUAAGAGUUGCAUGCUUGACUUUCCAAAUAUAAAAGUGAUUUGCAAAAAUGAGUAUUUCGAGGCAUUUGCUACUAAAAUCUGUGAUGUUGCACCUUUGGCCUUACAAACGCUUCUGUCUUGUUUGUCUUGUUUACUUGUUCAACUUAGAGGGGCACGCAUGGUGAUGUGAGUCAGUCGUUAUGAUACUGAUUUUUUAAACUGUGUUUAUGUCUCGGUCAUUUCUAAUGAGAUUUCAUCAUCAUUUAGAUUUUUCUAAAAAUCUGGCUUCUGCUGUAGUUGAGUGAUGUCAUUUUGUCUUAAACUUUUUUCUCUUAAGAAAAAUAUGCUUACAUAUUCACGUGGGAUUUCUCAUGCUUCUGUUGAGAUGUUUGAAACACCAUGUCAGAUAAAUGCAUGGGCUUUUGUCCUGUGGUUCAGUUCUCCCUGUUUGUUGCCACUAGAGAUGCCUGCUGUCUUCUGUCGCACACCCCGUUGUGCUGAUUGCCCGACACUUAAGACGGAGAAUUAUUUCACAGUUCACUUGUCAAGCAGCUCCUCAAUUAGUCACAUGCUGCUAAUUGAGACAAAUAAAAAGUACAUUUCCCCCUUUUAAAAAAUAUCUAUUUUACUCAAGCCUAUAACUUUAUAGUCAAAGAACACUUUUCAUCAUGAGUUGGUUUUGUUAAUAUGCUUUCAACUGUAUGUUCAUUUUCGUUAUUUUCAGCAUUUUCAAGACAUUUGAAAAUGCCUGUUUUGCUACCAACAAUAAAUGGUGAAGGGACUGUUUAAAACCACAACCAGUUUUUCUACACUGUUUUUAAAAUAGUGCUUUCAUCUAGGAAAAAAUGUAAAGGAAUUCUAGUUUUCGGAUACACUUCAGAGAUUGAAGCAAACUUUUUGCCUUUUACUCAAAAGCCUGUUUGCCUUUACAUGGACUUACCAGCAAAAUAGGUAGAACUUCCUCUUUAAAAAAAAAAGUCAACUAGAAUUGAGGAGAGAGGUGGUUUUCCGAACCACUCCUUGAGUUUAAUAAUUGCACAUUCUCUUCACCCUUUUUCUCAAUCUAGAUUUAAAAUUGGGCUAUACAUCAUUUCCUUCUCGGUAUUUUUGGCUGUUUGGUUACCAGCAUGCCUCCCACAUUUUCUACAAAUAAGAGAGGUUAUAACACGUACAUAAUUCUAACCUAAAAGGGGCCAGGAGUUGCCAUACUUCACUUCCUGGACUCUUCCCCUUGGGGCUCAGAUGAAGAGAACCGCAAAUCAAAACAUCGAGCAAGACCACAGGUGUAAGGUCGUCUUCAAAAUUCUGAAGUCGCAGGCUUGAACUGUCUACCGAAGGGACCCUGAGAGUGGCUUUUCGGGGUCUCCAGAGAGCUGAAGUCAAACCACAAAAGUUAAAAACUGAGACCGACGGACCUCCCUCCAGAGAGAACCGGAGAGCAGUUGCAGACGCCAGUGGCUCCCACUUGCCGUCCCUCACCAGUGGCCUUCUCCAAAACUUUAACAGCAAAAUAUGAUGACUGUAGUAAAACUGAAUUUCACGACUUAAGAAAACCAAACGUGUUUUGUUAUCUCAAAGCGGAUUAUUUCCCUGGGGCUCGUCGACGUGAGUAAAAUACUCAUGGUUAACAAUGUACAGGAUCAUGAUCAGAAAUAGGACUCAUUUAUGCAUUUUUGUCCCAUGGCCCUGUAUUUGAAUUAUCGAUGUUUUAAGUCAAUUUCUUUGCUUCUUGGGUGGGAGUUGUGGUGGGGGCAGCAGGGAAUGAUCUCCCUGGUGAAACUUAGAACAUUGCAAUGGCAGUGACGUCAUAGUGUUAAGUUAGAGAAAAUCCUCUCUCAUGUUUCAGCCUUCCCAAGGAGGGAUAAAUGUAACACAGUUUUACCAGGGUUACCAUAAGCAGUCGAAGUGACUUUUAACGUGUAUUUUCUGAAAUAAAGGACAAGUACUCUUCCAUUAAAAAGUCCCUUGUAGGGACUCUGGCAAAUGCUAACACCAUCGCUUUACAAUGUUUACAACUCAGAAAAUACUUAGAGCAGAAAUCCUCACUCAUUUCCCAUUGAAAAGCUGGGAGUCACUUCUUUAAUGUUGAGUCGCACACAGUGACACUGCGCAUGAACUUCCUAAAUGUUUUAGAUAACAUGUAAAAAUAUAUUGGUGUCUCACACCCAGAAAGAUGCUAUACGGCAGAAAUUAUUAGCAGGAAAGCGGUGUUUCUCAGGAACGGAGUAACUUUAAAAUGAUGCAUGUGCCGCCCGCCCUGUCUGCGGCCAGCCUGCUCCAGCAGUGUUGUGAAGUUAAUGGAAAGUGUUUCCUAAUCAAGUCAGGUGAAUUGUGCUCAGCUCAAUAAAUUGGCUGUUGACAUAAAUUGUAUGGUCACUCAAUGCAAUCAGUGAUUCCUAUUAAUUUCCAGGGUGGGGGGGGGAAUGAAAUCAGGAAAUCAGCAUGUAUUCUGACCAUUACGUUUUACUUUUGCAGUUCCGCUUUCUAAAUAUCCAAUGCGAGAGUCACAGGAUAACUUGUACAUUGUGUGCACUGUACGCCACUUACAACCUGUCAUUUAAAACGCUCUUUUGAGGACAUGGAUGCUGGUCUGAAAGUAAUAGAUUGUAUAUUUGUAGUUUUAAAUUAUUUAUAACAAUGUCAUCAUUAUUACAAAGCUAAUAAUCGUUAGUGUUUAUUUCGGUGCAGUUGCCCUUGGACAGUUUCUGAUUUUAAAAUGUAUACCAUCAAACAAGUCUAUAAUCUCAUAAUCAUCUCCAAAAUUUAUCAGGAAAAUGCCCACCCCAAUCCUAUGGGCCAGGCCUAUGAAUUAUUUUUAUCAAUUACUUAAUGUAACUCCAUGCAUUUUGUUACCUAAGUAAUUCUUUUUAAUGAUGAACAUUUCUCUAAUGCCUCUUAAAGAGACCAUGGUCUGAUUUUUCUCACAUUAAAAUAACUGAAGUCACUUGUGAAACUUAGUUCUAUUUUGCUGCAUUUUAAUUAACCUUCAACAGCUAUUAAAGUGGAAUGUAAGUUAAAUUUUAAAGGAAAGGAAAUAAAUGUUUUCCAUUUUCUAUCUUGAUUUAUUUUCUGUGUGAGAGCAGCUGUGUUUUUGAUAGGUUUAUGGUUUGCAUGAAUUAAUAUUUAAAGUGGUCCAGGCCAAUGCAUGGCUAUUGCUGUAAAUCUUGAUGUUUAUUUUUGCCUUUUAAAAUUCUAUCAUAGCUUUCCUGGAAUUUAAUAUUCAGUGGACAAAUUAAUUGGUCUGCUGCACAACUUUUUUUUAAUAAGUAAAUUAUUUUACAAACAAAUUUGAACAAAUUUAAUUGAAACUUUUGUUUAGCCGGCCUCUGAGAAUUUUUCUUAAUAAAGCUCACAAAACUUAGCAAAUAAAUCUCCCAUAAGUAGGAAAAAAGUUAGAUUUCAUACUUGCUUACUUUCAAUUAACAGCAACUUUCCAUAGGUAAAUUGCUCUUGCAAAGAUGUUAGCAGAAUAUUAAAAAAAUAAUAAAUAUUUUUAUGUUCAUGGUUCUAGAAUAGAAGCCAUAAAUGCAGUAAAUACUGUUUGUUCCUUGUUUUACUACUUGAAACUUCAUUUUUCACAUUUUCAAGUUUAUUAAGUUAAAGAAAAAAAAAAGGCACCCUUGCAAGGCAGCCACUAUGGAAAACUGCAGUUUGCGUUAGAGAGAGAACAGGAUUUUCAGCUCUGUGAAGAGCCAUUCCUGCUGACGCUGCUGUGGAAACUGCGAAGCUGCAUGAGUGGCGAGUGUUGAAUCUGUGAUGAUAGUAGUUUCCUCAGGUUUGUUUACGUCGAUGUUCAAUGCACUGUGUUUUGUAAAUAGUUAUUAAAGUUGAGUAAUAUCCAAUUCUAUGCAGUGUUGCGUGUCAUUGGCCUUUUGUGAAUGUGCAUGUUUUAAACUGCAAAUUUUAAACAUUUUGUCCUCUAAUUGUUAUUAAAAAUGAAAUAAACUUUACCAUUAC
Molecule: messenger RNA, 8025 nt
Organism: Molossus molossus (Pallas's mastiff bat)
Lineage: Eukaryota; Metazoa; Chordata; Mammalia; Chiroptera; Molossidae
Gene: ATP8A1
Product: ATPase phospholipid transporting 8A1
Exons: 36
Coding region: 16-3471 (1151 amino acids)
Biological process (GO): phospholipid translocation
Cellular component (GO): plasma membrane
Molecular function (GO): ATP hydrolysis activity; ATP binding; ATPase-coupled intramembrane lipid carrier activity
Source: RefSeq, a predicted model, not a curated record